AUGCAGGAUAUGAAAUCGGGUGAAAUCAACGGGGGAGAGAAAUGGGGGUACAGAAAAUUUUGGAGAAAUCAGUUGAGAAAUUAGGUGGAGAAGAAAACAGAAGGUUGUUUUUUUUUGGAAUUUUUGUUUUGUUUUUUUGGAAAUUAAUUUGCAGUUAUUCUUGAUUAAAUUGAGGAUUACAAGAACCAGGAAAUAGAUUGUGUCGGGGAUGUUGGGAUUUAGAGAUCAAAAGGGAGAUGAGUACUGGCGAGAAAAUUGUUGGAAUUUAAUAAUGUGGUUUGGAUGUUACGUGCAUGUGGAUAGCAGAGGAAGAGCGAUUUUGGGGUGAAGCUGCUCUUACAGCUGUUUAUCUUAUUAAUCGUAUUCCAUCAUCAGUCCUUAAUAACCAGUCUCCAUACAAGCAUCUACAUGGUAUUCUUUCUUAAGGUUUUUGGUUGUGCAUGUUUUGUUCUUCUUCCACCUCAUGGACAUAACAAGUUAGAACCUAGAGCUCGAUUAUGCUGUUUUUUGGGUUAUGGAAUUACACAAAAAGGAUAUUGUUGUUGGAUCUUGUGUCACAAAAACUCCUAGUUUCACGUCAUGUUGUCUUUUGGGAACACCCUAUGUUCUCAUCAUUGUCAAACUUCAAAGUGUCAUCCUCUCAUCAACCUCCAUUUUUUACUAAUCCUUCUAUUGAGCUAUUUCCUAGUGAUUCUAAUGUAAGUACAUCUAAAGAGCUCUACAAUGCCUCACCACAUGCUCCAAUUAGUUCUGUAAAAGAUGAUCUACCUGCUGGUAAUGCAUUAGAUAAUUUUGAGCCUUCUUCUACUUCCUCAUCUGUAUCACCUGUUGAUUCUACAAAUGAGCUUGUUGUGCCAUUCUUGAGUCCUCCUACUCGGGUAAGAAACCCUCCCAACUACCUUCGUGAUUAUCAUUAUUUUCCUGCUAUUACUUCGUUACAUGAGCCUCAAUCCUAUCAAGAUGCCUUUUCUAACCCUCUUUGGCAACAAACUAUGCAAGAUGAAUUACAAGCUCUUAAGAACACUAGUACAUGGGAUUUAGUUGAUCUCCCUGCUGAAAAAUCUCUAAUAGGCUGUAAAUGGGUGUACGAGAUCAAAACACGAUCUGAUGGUUUUGUGGAGCGUUAUAAGGCACGCUUGAUAAAUGUGAAAAAUGCUUUUCUUAAUGGUGACCUAGAAGAAGAAGUUUAUAUGAAACCAUCUCCUAGACUCAACCAUCCUCCGAACAAGGUAUGCCAAUUGCAUCGUGCAUUAUAUGGGUUGAAGCAAUCCCCUCGAGCCUGGUAUGCAAAGUUUAGUGCUACUAUGAGUGAGUUUGGUUUUACUUCCUGUCUUCAUGAUACAGCUUUGUUCAUUCGUAAGACUGCUUGGGGUAUGGUCCUCUUACUUUUUUAUGUUGAUGACAUGAUUAUUACUAGAGAUGAUGUCGCAAGUGUUGAGGAGUUAAAACAAUCUCUCAGUCAGAAAUUUGAGAUGAAAAAUCUUGGUGUUCUGAGCUAUUUUUUAGGGCUUGAAGUGACCUCUUCAGAUGAUGGCUACAUGCUUUCUCAAGUAAAGUAUGCCUUUGAUCUUGUUCCUAAAGCUGAACUCAAUGAUGGUAAGAGUGAUUCUACACCUCUUGAACCUAAUGUCAAGCUUACACCUAUGGAUGGCUCUCCACUCUCUGAUCCUACUCACUAUCGGCAAUUGGUUGGUAGUCUGGUUUAUCUUACUAUGACACGCCCUGAUAUAGCAUAUGCAGUUCACAUUGUUAGUCAGUUUAUGGCUGUUCUUCGCUCCACUCAUUAUGCAGCAGUACUUCGCAUCAUUCGCUAAGUUAAGGGACAUUAUUUCAUGGACUCCAUUUUUCUGCCAACUCCUCCCCUGUGCUUCGCGCUUACUCUGAUGCUGAUUGGGCUGGUGAUUCUUUUGAUUGUAGAUCUACCACUGGUUACUGUCUUUUCUUUGGUAAUUCUCUUAUCUCUUGGAGGAGUCAGAAAUAAACUAUUCCAUCUCGC
Molecule: messenger RNA, 1996 nt
Organism: Rubroshorea leprosula
Lineage: Eukaryota; Viridiplantae; Streptophyta; Magnoliopsida; Malvales; Dipterocarpaceae
Source: the annotation of a GenBank genome assembly